Molecule: messenger RNA, 1691 nt
Organism: Ctenopharyngodon idella (grass carp)
Lineage: Eukaryota; Metazoa; Chordata; Actinopteri; Cypriniformes; Xenocyprididae
Gene: msmo1
Product: methylsterol monooxygenase 1
Exons: 6
Coding region: 179-1054 (291 amino acids)
Biological process (GO): sterol biosynthetic process
Molecular function (GO): C-4 methylsterol oxidase activity; iron ion binding
Source: RefSeq, a predicted model, not a curated record
CUCCUUCUUGUAACAGCCAAUCAGCGGCCAGCCUCUGCCCUCACACACCGUCUCCUCUUGUCUCAGCCAAUGGUCCUAUGUAAAGUUCUAUUACAUUAAAAGCGAGCUUACUGCUGUCGCAGGUAGAAGAAGAGCUUCUCAUAGUUACUCAUUUGGAGAGUCCCACUGACUCGCUGCCAUGGAGGUGAACGGCACAGCCAACAUUCUGUCUUCUGCAUAUCUGGCGGUGGAAUAUGUGGAUUCGUUUCUUCCAGAAAAUCCGCUGCAGGAACCUUUAAAGCAUGCGUGGAACCACAUGCUGCAAAACUACAGCAAAUUCCAGAUCGCCACCUGGGGCUCGCUCAUCGUCCAUGAACUGAUCUAUUUCCUGUUCUGUCUGCCUGGAUUUAUAUUUCAGUUCCUCCCUUUCAUGCAGAAGUACAAGAUCCAACCAGAUAAACCAGAGACAUGGGAGAAACAGUGGAAGUGCUUUAAGAUGCUGCUGUUUAAUCACUUCUGUAUCCAGCUACCGCUCAUCUGCGGGACAUUUUACUUUACAGAGUUCUUCAGCAUCCCUUAUGACUGGGACUCCAUGCCUCGCUGGCCUUAUAUAUUGGCCCAGUGUUUUGGUUGUGCUGUAAUUGAGGACACAUGGCAUUACUUCCUCCACCGAGCCCUACAUCAUCGCAGAAUCUACAAAUACAUUCAUAAAGUCCAUCAUGACUUCACUGCUCCAUUUGGCAUGCAGGCAGAAUAUGCCCACCCUGCUGAGACUGUGAUUCUGGGGGCUGGAUUCUUCAUUGGCAUCAUGGUCUUCUGCAAUCACAUGAUUUUGCUCUGGGCCUGGGUCACUUUCCGGCUGCUUGAAACUAUUGAUGUUCACAGUGGUUACGACAUUCCCCUGAACCCCCUACAUUUGAUUCCAUUCUACGCUGGAGCUCGUUUCCAUGACUUCCAUCACAUGAAUUUUGUUGGCAACUAUGGAUCUACAUUCACCUGGUGGGACCGACUUUUCAACACUGAUUCCCAGUAUAACAAACAUUACACACAUCAGAAAGCUGUGAAGAGCGACUGAUGGACAGAGAUUUCUCUCACAUACACUGAUGCUUCAUCAUCACCUAGAAUGAUCUUUCUUUCAUGGACUCCUGUGUUGGCUUUGGUUGGUCUGAUGCUUUUGCACUGCCUCCUCUUGCACACACUCAUUGUAAAGUAUUUAAAAUUGGACUGAAUGGAUUCGAAUCAAUGCCAGCUUCUUAUAGCAAUGUGCCUUUGAAAAGGGAAAACACCCAACCCACCCCAAAACAUCAUUAGACCACCGAUCACAGUACUCCAAUGGACUGUUUGUUAGAAAUGAAAGUAUUUCAACCUGUGUUCUGUGCUCUCAUUUAUUAUAAACAUUCAUCUGUUUCAAGUAAUGAUGACAUCAUUCCUCAAAAGCACUUUACUUUCACCUUAACAAUGACGCAAUGUUUUAAAUUCUUAUUUUUGUAAUGGCUUUUUUUGGCUUUGUUGCCUUUACUGAUUUUUUGCAAAAUUCCUGUAAAGAUUUUAUAACUUUCCUCAGUGACCACCCAUAGCAUAUAGAUAUGCCUUGGAAGGGAUUUGAAAACAAAGAUUUAAAAAAUCAGUUUGAUGGUUCAAAAGGGAUAAAGCUAUUUGAGGUGUUAGCUUGUUAAUUUGAAGGCAACUUAAUAAAAACAAAUUAACAGAAA